AUGUCGAAAACAUACCAGGAUCUUGGGCUAUGGAAUUUGCGGAACGUGGGGGGCUACCAAGUUUCAUCCCACCGGUGCAUGCGCAAAGACGUGAUAUAUCGCUCAGCAAACUUGGAUUCUAUUGGGCAUCCCGGGGCUCGUAUACUUCAGUCACAACUAGGAAUCAAAACUAUUUUCGAUCUCAGAAGCACAGUGGAACACAAAAUGCCAAAGGUGCUGCUUGAUGGAGCUGUUGUGUCUUUGCCCGCCGUCGCGAACCCUGAUCGUGAAACCCUCCAGACCUAUUUCGAGGGAAUAUCUACAUCACCAGCGGAAUCUGUCGCUCGCUUAUACAUCCAUACCGCCAAUAACUCGGUGAAGUCUUUCAGAGCUAUAUUCGAGUUUAUCAGAGAUAAUCCGUCGUGCCCUGUGCUAGUGCACUGUGAGCUUGGAAAGGACCGAACAGGUGUCUUUAUCUCUCUGCUCUUGUUCGUCCUUGGUGUGUGGGAGACGGAUAUAAUCUACGACUACACUUUAUCGCAGGACGAGAUUAAGGAUAUUAUCCACGAGAGAAAAGCGAAACUUUUCCAAACUGCUUUUAUGGGCGGGAUUUCCGUUUCACCAAUUGCCCUUGAGAAUCAUUUCAAGGCACUCCCGGGCUCUAUGAAGCUGUUCCUUUCUUACCUGAGAGAGACGUAUCGUGAGGGUCGGGGUUAUCUGUCGUCGCUUGGAUUUAGUGAUGUUGAUUAUGACACGAUCUACAGCAAUCUGAUGGAGAAUCUCUAA
Molecule: messenger RNA, 765 nt
Organism: Aspergillus neoniger CBS 115656
Lineage: Eukaryota; Fungi; Ascomycota; Eurotiomycetes; Eurotiales; Aspergillaceae
Product: tyrosine-protein phosphatase
Exons: 1
Coding region: 1-765 (254 amino acids)
Biological process (GO): dephosphorylation
Molecular function (GO): phosphoprotein phosphatase activity
Source: RefSeq, a predicted model, not a curated record